Messenger RNA from Drosophila bipectinata, 5054 nucleotides. RefSeq names its product topoisomerase 2 (gene Top2). The record is from RefSeq and is a predicted model, not a curated record. Gene Ontology annotation, cellular component: nucleus. Gene Ontology annotation, molecular function: DNA binding; ATP binding; DNA topoisomerase type II (double strand cut, ATP-hydrolyzing) activity. Lineage: Eukaryota; Metazoa; Arthropoda; Insecta; Diptera; Drosophilidae. Gene Ontology annotation, biological process: resolution of meiotic recombination intermediates; sister chromatid segregation; DNA topological change.
GUCACUCUAAUCGUCUGCUUUUUUUUGUUGUCGGCUUGCUAAUCCUCGGGUGAAGAAUAUAAAUGUUUCAAUAUAGUAACUUGGUGUAAUCGCUAAACAGUUUUGUGAGAAAUCGGCCAGACGCAGGUACUUAGUGAAAAGCGUGGUGCGUCGACUCAUAUAUCGCCUGCGAAUUUCGUCUUUGCCGCCCUUCGUUUGUCGGCGGCACCCAAGGAACGCGACUGAAAAAAUCGUGCAACUUUUAAAUCAGUUCCAGCAAAGGCUCAAGAGCUGCGGCAGCAUCAUGGAGAACGGCAACAAGGCAAUGUCCAUCGAACAGAUGUACCAGAAAAAGUCGCAGCUGGAACAUAUCCUGCUGCGGCCGGACUCGUACAUCGGGUCUGUGGAGUACACCAAGGAGCUGAUGUGGGUGUACGAUUUUGAGAAGAGUCGAAUGGUGCAGAGAGAGCUCUCUUUCGUGCCGGGUCUGUACAAGAUCUACGACGAGAUUCUGGUCAAUGCUGCCGACAAUAAGCAACGCGACAAAUCCAUGAAUACCAUUAAGAUCGACAUUGAUCCGGAGCGUAAUGUAGUCUCCAUCUGGAAUAAUGGCCAGGGUAUUCCUGUAACUAUGCACAAGGAGCAGAAAAUGUACGUGCCAACGAUGAUUUUCGGGCAUCUGCUGACCUCUUCAAAUUACAACGACGAUGAGAAGAAGGUCACUGGCGGCCGAAACGGCUACGGUGCGAAGCUCUGCAACAUAUUUUCCACCAGCUUCACUGUGGAAACAGCCACGAAGCAGUACAAGAAGAGCUUCAAGCAAACCUGGGGUAACAACAUGUCAAAGGCCUCCGAGGCAGCGAUUAAGGACUUCAAUGGCAGCGACUUCACACGCAUUACAUUCAGCCCCGAUUUAGCCAAGUUCAAGAUGGACCGUCUGGACGAAGAUAUUGUGGCUUUAAUGUCUCGCCGCGCCUUCGACGUAGCAGCUUCUACUAAAGGUGUUGCUGUGUACCUCAAUGGCAAUAAGCUGACGGUCAAGAAUUUCAAAGACUACAUCGAUCUACACGUUAAGAAUCAGGAUGACGAUGCUGGACAGCCCAUCAAGAUCGUCCACGAAGUGGCCAACGAGCGCUGGGAGAUAGCCUGCUGCCCAUCCGAUCGCGGGUUCCAGCAGGUCUCAUUCGUCAACUCGAUUGCCACUACCAAGGGGGGUCGGCAUGUGGAUCACGUUGUAGACAAUGUUAUUAAGCAGCUUAUCGAGGUCUUGAAGAAGAAAAACAAAGGCGGCAUUAACAUCAAGCCAUUCCAAGUGCGUAACCAUCUUUGGAUCUUCGUCAAUUGUCUGAUUGAGAACCCAACAUUCGACUCUCAGACUAAGGAAAACAUGACGCUGCAAGCGAAGAGCUUUGGUUCCAAAUGCACUCUCUCCGAAAAGUUUAUCACCGGCAUGUCCAAGUCUGGUAUUGUUGAGUCGGUCUUGGCGUGGGCCAAAUUCAAGGCGCAGAACGACAUUGCCAAGACAGGAGGGCGGAAAUCAAGCAAAAUCAAGGGCAUACCCAAGCUGGAGGACGCCAACGAAGCUGGUGGCAAGAACUCGAUUAACUGCACUCUCAUCUUAACGGAGGGAGACUCGGCCAAAUCCUUAGCUGUCUCAGGCCUCGGUGUGAUCGGUCGAAAUUUCUACGGAGUGUUUCCGCUUAGGGGAAAGCUGCUGAACGUGCGUGAGGCAAACUUUAAGCAGCUCUCCGAGAACGCAGAAAUAAACAAUCUGUGCAAGAUUAUCGGGUUGCAGUAUAAGAAGAAAUACCUAACCGAGGACGAUUUGAAGACAUUGCGGUACGGCAAGGUAAUGAUUAUGACUGAUCAGGAUCAAGACGGAUCUCACAUCAAGGGUCUGUUGAUCAACUUUAUCCACACCAACUGGCCGGAGCUACUGCGUCUCCCUUUCCUUGAAGAAUUUAUUACGCCGAUCGUCAAGGCUACCAAAAAGAACGAGGAAAUCUCGUUCUAUUCGCUGCCGGAGUUUGAAGAGUGGAAAAUAGAUACGCCCAAUCACCAUACGUACAAUAUCAAGUACUAUAAGGGUUUGGGUACUUCGACCUCCAAGGAGGCAAAGGAGUACUUCCAAGACAUGGAGCGCCAUCGCAUCCUUUUCAAAUACGAUGGCUCUGUGGACGACGAAAGCAUCGUGAUGGCCUUUUCGAAGAAGCACAUUGAGUCUCGAAAAGUGUGGCUUACCAACCACAUGGACGAGGUUAAACGGCGCAAGGAGCUGGGGCUUCCCGAGCGAUAUCUCUAUACCAAAGGCACCAAACACAUCACCUACGCGGACUUCAUUAACCUGGAGUUGGUUCUCUUCUCUAACGCCGAUAACGAGCGCUCCAUUCCCAGUCUUGUGGAUGGCCUGAAGCCCGGCCAGCGCAAGGUCAUGUUCACCUGCUUCAAGAGAAACGAUAAGCGAGAAGUGAAGGUAGCCCAGUUGUCCGGCUCAGUGGCCGAGAUGUCGGCCUAUCACCACGGAGAGGUCUCACUGCAGAUGACUAUCGUGAAUUUGGCACAAAACUAUGUGGGCUCCAACAACAUUAAUCUGCUUGAGCCACGAGGUCAGUUCGGUACUCGCUUGACGGGAGGCAAGGAUUGCGCUAGUGCUCGUUACAUUUUCACCCUGAUGUCCCCACUGACCAGAUUGAUUUACCAUCCUCUUGAUGAUCCGCUGCUCCAGUACCAAACCGAUGACGGGCAGAAGAUUGAGCCGUUGUGGUAUCUUCCUAUUAUUCCCAUGGUUCUGGUAAACGGUGCCGAGGGUAUAGGCACUGGUUGGGCUACUAAGAUAGCCAAUCACAACCCCCGCGAGAUAAUGCAGAACUUGAGGCGACUGAUAAACAGCGAAGAACCGAAGCUGAUGCAUCCAUGGUACAAGAAUUUCACUGGUCGGAUGGAGUAUGUCUCGGAUGGUCGCUACGUGCACUCUGGCAACAUCCAAAUCCUACCCGGCGAUCGAGUAGAGAUCACUGAGUUGCCUGUUGGUGUGUGGACACAGAACUAUAAGGAGAACGUAUUGGAGCCGCUUGCCAACGGCACAGAGAAGGUAAAGGCCGUGGUAUCAGAGUAUAGGGAGUACCACACAGAUACCACAGUGAGAUUCGUGGUCAGCUUCGCUCCCGGCGAGUUCAACCGCAUUAGAUCCGAGGAAGGAGGAUUCCAUCGCGUGUUCAAGCUGACCUCUUCGCUCUCCACCAACCAGAUGCACGCGUUCGACCAAAACAACUGCCUACGUCGCUUCCCAUCAACAUUGGAUGUUCUAAGGGAGUUCUACAAGCUCCGGCUAGAGUACUACUGCCGUCGGAAAGACUAUUUGGUCGGACAACUGACAGCGCAGGCCGAUCGACUGAGCGACCAAGCCCGUUUCAUUCUCGAGAAGUGCGAGAAGACCCUUGUGGUUGAGAACAAGCAAAGGAAGGCCAUGUGCGAUGAGCUGGUUAAGCGUGGCUAUCGGCCCGAUCCUGUCAAGGAGUGGCAGCGCCGUAUCAAGUUGGAGGAUGCCGAGCAAGACAACGACGAUGAAGAUGAAGAAGCUGAAGAGGCAGCUCCCAGUGCCAGCUCGAAGGUCAAAAAGGAAAAGGAUGUGGAUCCGGAAAAAGCGUUCAAGAAGCUAACUGAUGUAAAGAAGUUCGACUAUUUGCUGGGCAUGUCCAUGUGGAUGUUGACCGAGGAGAAGAAGAACGAGUUGUUGAAACAACGCGACGCCAAGCUGGCAGAACUGGAGAAUCUUCAAAAAAAGACUCCCGAGCUUCUUUGGUUAGACGAUUUGGACGCCUUGGAGCAGAAGCUGAACGAGGUGGAGGAAAAGGAAAGACUCGAAGAGAUGGGUAUUAACCUCAAAACGGCCAAGUCGCUGAAGAGCCAAAAGGGCGCCACCACAGCUAAGGGGCGUAAAGUAAAAGGAUCGGCAGCUCCAGGCGCUGGCGAUGUAUUCCCCGAUCCCGAAGGCGAGCGGGUUGAGUUUAAGGUUACCGAAGAAAUUGUCAAGAAGAUGGCUGCUGCGACGAAGUUGGCGGUAGCCAAAAAGGAGCCAAAGGAACCCAAAGUUAAAAAGGAGCCCAAAGGGAAGGCCGGUAUUAAGGCGGAGCCCGACGCCGAAGAGGUGGAUGAAUUCGAUGCCCUUGUGGAGGGAGGCUCCAAAACUUCCCCCAAAGUCAAGAAGGAAGUGGUCAAGAAGGAACCAGCAGAGAAGAAGCCUCGCCAGAAAAAGGAGAACGGCGGUGCCCUCAAGCAGGCAAAACUUGACUUUAGCAAAUCCAAGGCCAAGAAAACCAAUACCCCCCCGGAUGCAAGCGACGAUGAGGUUGCGCCACGUGCAGAGCGUCCUGGACGUCGAGCGGCCAGCAAGAAGAUCGAUUAUAGCUCACUGUUCUCAGAUGAAGAAGGUGGCGGCAACGUGGGAUCCGACAAUGGAGAAAACAGCGAUGCUGCUGAUGACGGCGAUGCUAAUGAGAGCGAGUCCACCCCCAUCAAGCCCCCAUCAACUAAAAAGCGGGUUAGGGAAGACGACAGUAGCGGAGGGCCCAAAAAGAAGGCUGCGCCCAAAAAGCGACGUGCCGUCAUCGAGAGCGAUGAGGAUUCCGAUGUUGCAUUCGUCGAUGAUGAUGAUGAUUCGGAUUUUGAAUGCUGAAGAUCUAAACUACCAAUUACGCAUAUACAUAUGUAAUUUCUCAACUCAUUUCUCGCCUAAUUCUAGGAAAAGUAUUUAGCAAGAAACGAGCGAUCGCAAUCGGCAUUACAAUUAGGAGGCAUUAAGUCCGAGGAGGCAUACACAUAAGCACAUUCGACCGCUCCAAUUGUUAAUAAUUUCACAGCCCUCAAUCACUCUUUUUUUCGUCUGUUUUAUUUUUUCGUGUUUCAAGUUUAUCUUAGAUUUUUACUUCGAUACAUUCAUUUAUUGUUUCUGAUCUCUGUCCCAGAGCAAAGAGUAUAUCCACCAACAGGAAUUGCUAUUUCCGUAUUAACAUGUUUUAUAAAAGUAGUCUUAGGCCCAUAACUUCGUGUAAAUAAACCAGUUUUACCCAAUAAUA